AUGGGGAAGAGAGUAUACGAUCCAAUCCAUGAUACUUUCCAACUGCGAGAAGACAAACCUGAUGAAACAAAAGCAGGUUCUCCAAUGCAUUCUGCAGAUUCUGGAGAUAAUGAUGAAGCAUCUCCAGGCUCCAUUCAGUCAGGAACCGAGACUGUGACUACCAAAAGCGUUCCAGUUAUUCAUGAGAUUGAAAUCGACGAUAAAAAUGAUGAUGAUUCCACGCAAAGUGAAGAAGAAAAUACCAACAUCCUGCUCAACUUUGAACCUUCUAUGGUGCCUGAAGCAACAGGAGCGGGAGCGACAACAGGGCCAGUUACAACAAACACUGUUAGAAGGAAGCCCAAAGAAAGCAAUUCGAGUAAAUAUAAUCGACAUUUGAAGAAACCUGACGGCGAGCCAUUCAAUAGGAAGGAUAUUCAGUUCAGUUUCAUGCAAGAACUUUUGAUGGAUAAAAGACAAAUUUUCACCAAUGUUUUAAAGCCCUUAUACAAGAACUCUAUUGUGCCCAUUAACAUUGAUGGCGAUAAAGUAUCAAUCAAUGUGACCGACAAAGAGUACGAUGCAAGGACAUUUGUGUUCAACGAUAAAUUGACGUUCGCGCAAUUGUAUGUAUUGACAAUAGCAACUUCUAUCAAAUGUUCCAAAAUCCUCAGAGAUAAACUGUUAUUGGACCAACAAGUGGCAUUUUCUACUUGUGUUUUAGCGUUAUUGGUCAACAUUGGCAGGUUGAACACCACUAUAAAUUUUUACUUAGAAAUGACGUCGCAAUUGAGAACUUUCCACUCCGUGCCUGUUUUACAAUUGCAUGCCAAUGAUCCAAAACUUUUGCAAGAUACACCUAGAUUGAAAUCUAUUCUAAAAAAUCUACCGUGGGGCAACGAGCAGCUUUCAUUGAUGGAAAACUACGAAAAGGUCGACAAAAAUGAUGGCGAAGUGGACAUCGUUAAUAAAUUUAACAUUAUUAAUAUGCUAUUUAGCAUAUGCGACAGUUUCAGCCUGAUUGACAAAAGAUUUCUAUCUAAAUAUGUAGAAAUUGAACCGAAAGAUCGUGCGACGCGCAAAGCUCAAGAGCAAGACACGGUAGACGAACAGAAUGAAUUGAAAGAAACGGAAGGGGAGGAUGAAAAAGAAGAAGCAAAAGCAGCUGGUGCAGCGACAUUGUUUGAUAUCCUAGACUUUUCGAAAUACGAGCCAAAGGAUAGGUCAGGCAUAUUGAUUUGGCUGUUAUAUAUUCAUUUGGAGACAAACCUAAGCCAGGAGGAGGUCGAAGAGUCAGUAAGAUCUUUCAAUGGAUUAGAAGACGGUGCAUCUUGUGGAAGGUUCACUUUGAGACGUACGGAACGCGAUUACGAUACGGACCCCGAAGACGAAUUGAAGUUCGGAGCAAGCCAACGCAUCAAGAGAAGAGAAUUUAUGAGCAAGAUGGAGGAAGGUAGGAAGCGCGAACGUAUCAAUGCCACAGAGGUGAAAAAAGUCAACACCGAUGACAAGAGUGAAGAGGACGAUGAGGGAGAAGAUAUCAAGAGUGAAGAGACUGUAGAGGAAACCAGAUCACUUUUAACGCCCACACCCAUACUGGAAUCCUCUUCACCCAUGAUAUUGAACAGGAAAAAAGUGACACCGCAACUGCCCAAAGUAACAGCAGCGGGACCAACGGAAACAGAAGAAGAAAUCGUCCCCGCGACCAUUAUUGACAAGAACGAUCUAAAUCUAACACCAUUGAAAAAGUACAAUAGCUCAGCCACAGUAAACAAAGUCGACAAGCUAAUAUCACUGGACCUAAACAAGCACGUGUCAGAAAAUGGUAAGACACAAGAGGAGUUUCUCGCCGACUUGAAAAAAUCCCAGGUGCCCAACAGGUUGAAAAGACGCGAUAUCGGAUUGAUCAAAAUAUUCAACGAAUUUGAAGACAUCCCUGUAGCGUCUGUGCUAGGGAUACGUGGUAAAAAGAGAAAGAAAUUUAAAGAUAAUUUGCUAGGAUUCGAAACAGAUUUCAUGAAAAAUCUCGGCGCCUCAAAGAAAGUACUUUUGAAUAGGAUCGAACAUGCGGACAUUGAUGAUGAAGAAGGAACGGCUAUGUUUAAGCUAGAGUAA
Molecule: messenger RNA, 2094 nt
Organism: Saccharomyces paradoxus
Lineage: Eukaryota; Fungi; Ascomycota; Saccharomycetes; Saccharomycetales; Saccharomycetaceae
Gene: IES1
Product: Ies1p
Exons: 1
Coding region: 1-2094 (697 amino acids)
Cellular component (GO): Ino80 complex
Source: RefSeq, a predicted model, not a curated record